Messenger RNA from Brassica rapa (field mustard), 14718 nucleotides. RefSeq names its product probable CCR4-associated factor 1 homolog 5. NCBI's taxonomy places the organism in Eukaryota, Viridiplantae, Streptophyta, Magnoliopsida, Brassicales, Brassicaceae. Gene Ontology annotation, cellular component: CCR4-NOT complex. Gene Ontology annotation, molecular function: poly(A)-specific ribonuclease activity; nucleic acid binding. The record is from RefSeq and is a predicted model, not a curated record.
UAUCAAAUGAAAAUAAAAAUAUAGAAAUUAAAGUUAAGUAUUUUCUAAAUGUUAUUAAACAUAAAAAUAUACAUAUCCAAACUAUUAUAUUAUGUUUAUAAAAACAUUUAGAAAAUAUUAAAUUUUAGUUUCUAUAUUUUUAUUUACAUAGCUGAUAUAUUAUUAAACAAUAAAAUUAAUUCAUUUAUUAAUCCGCGGUUCGUCUGCGGUCGACCCAGUGACCCAGCGAUCCGGUAAGUCGUCCGGUUUAGUGUUCGGGUCGGGUUUAAAAACAUUGCUUUUAUAAGUUUGAUAUAUUUUUUAUAAGAACAGAAAAUAUAUUUUAAUAUUUUAAACGUAAUAUUUUUUUUGUCAGAUUAAAACAUGUAGUGAAAAUAUAUGUCUUAUAUAAAAACCCCGUAUACAUUUGUAUUUUAGUGUAGAUAUAUCAUAUAUCAUUUGAUAUACUCUUUAUCUUACCACAUUAUAUAUAUUUUAAUAUUUGAUCUGACACUAAAUAAAUAUACUAAAUGAUAUACAUUUUUAUGUUUGGCUUUACCUACCCUUUAUAUAUUUUACAUGUUUAAUCUGCACAAAAUGAGUAUAUCAAAUGGUUCUAUUUUAGCUACGCUUAAUAUAUUUUGCAUGUUUUAAGCUUAGCACAUAAUAAACAUAUGAAUUGAUAUACUUUUAACAUUGGUCAUGAAUAAAAAAAAAAAAAAAAAAAAAAAAAAAAAAAAAAAAAACAUUGGUCAUGAAUCCAUAUCAAUAAAAGAGUUUAUUUGUCGCAUGGGUAAUUGACAUACUCUUAGCCAUUAUAACGAUUCCAGUAUUGUCAAUUUAAAUUUAGAAUAUUCAGAAUUAAAAGUAAUUUAUCUUCCUUCCAUCAAGCAAAAGUGAUUGGUCUUCUUUCCAUAUACUAAUUGAUAUACUCUCAGCAAUUUGUAAUAUUUUGUAUUAUACAGCUAAUGUUGUAUAUCAAGUCAAUUUUAUGCAUACACUUAAAUGAAGUGCAUUUCUUAUAUAAUAUGUAUAAUAUGUACAUUUUUAAAAUUUUGAUUGUGCUUAUUCGUUAUAUUUUGGGUUAAGAAAGAGUUUUAAUUUAAAUGGAGCGCAAGUUUAAAGAAACAUUAAUUUUAGUGACUAUUUUCUAUAAUUAUUUUGUUACAAUUUAAUCAGUAUCACCCUAAACCCACAUAAUUUGGUAGAGGAGUUGAAGUCAAUUUUAUGCAUACAAUUUAAUCAGUAUUUUAGCACUAUAAUUGUAGAGGAGUUGAAGUCAAUUUUAUGCAUACACUUAAAGGAAGUGCAUUUAUUAUAUAAUAUGUAUAAUAUAUACAUUUUUUUAAUUUUAUUGUGUUUCUUUGUUAUAUUUUGUGUUGAGAAAAGGUUUUAAUUUAAAUUGGAGCGUAAGUUCAAAAGAAACAUUAAUUUUAGUGACUAUUUUCUAUAAUUACUUCGAUACAAUGUAAUCAGUAUCACCCUAAACCCACAUAAUUUUGUAUAUAUAGGUAUGUUUGACCACGUACAUCUACUCACCACAACCUUCUUCAUAAUAAAACUUCAUUACAAACUCAAACAUAAAAUCAAAACACUAAUGGCAGGCUUCAACUCCAUAGUCGAAUUGAAACCAUUUAAGAUAACGUAGAGAGUAAGGGUGAAUAUCAUCCGAUUGUAGAAACAAUAUUAUGCUGCUUGUGACCUAACCAUUGAAAUGGUUUUAAUUAAUGCUAACGUAAGUUCCAUCAUCUCUAAAAUGGUUUACUACGUCUUAAUAUUUAUUUUGGGCUUUAUUCAAUAUUUUCGAACAUUUAAGAAGAUCCCAUUUAGGAACGAGAGAACAGAAGUUAUCACAUUUUCCAUUUUAUGUUAUGUUCUAUAAAUAUAUACUAAUAUUUCCAAUAUAUCUAACACGACGCAUAAUAAUUAAAUAAUACAUUGAUAUAUAAUGUAAACAAUUUAUUAAAUAAAAUAUUGGAAACUAUGUGGUAAUUUUUUUUGAACUAAUAUUCCUAUAAAAACAUGAAUAUUAUAAUGUAUAAUUUUACCCAAAAUAUAAUAUAUAGUUUCUAAUUGUAAUCUCACUCCGUGCAGAGCGCGGAUUAUUACCUAGUUUAUAUGUUGUUAUCAUGGUAUAUCUACUUUAUAUUUAUAUGAUUUGAAAGCUCUUUCUUAGGGUUAUACACGAACAAAGGAGAUUUUGCAUGUUAGUGACUUUUUCUUUUAGCAACGCAUGUUAGUGACUAUAGGAUUCAGUCAUUAUUAAAAUUCUAAAUCCUAACCUUAAAUUCUAAACUUUAAAACCUAAAUUUUGAACUCUAAAUCCACUUAUUAAAUUCAUCAAUCUAAUAUUCGAUUCAUAACAUAAUAAAUUAACCGGUUACAAAAAUUUGUGAACAUUAUAAUAUAUGAUGGUCGUAUAUGUUCCUAGCAAAUUAUUCAAUCAAUUUUGGACUUAUAAAUUAUUUGAUUGAUUCUUAAGCUGACAAGUAAGGUAAAUUGACAAUCUAAUUAAGUGACAUGUCAUCAAGUCUCUUUUGUAAUUAGUACAAACUAUAGGUUAUAACUUUUAAAUGAUUCUCAAUUAAUAUAUAGUGAAUACUAUUGAUUUAGAAUCAAUGGAAUAUUAGAAAAUGCAAAAAAGAUAAUUAAGUCAACAAGUCACGUCUAUUUUAAUAUGUGGACUGAAAAAGACUACGAAACCGCCACAUCAGCAAUGAUAUUUUUGCUAAUCACACAUCAAGACAAUGUUAAUUAUUAAAAGUGUUUCUCAAAUAAUAAAAAGGGGAUAAGCUUAAGAAUCCCUUUUUUAUUUACCCCUUUUUAUUAUUUGAGGAGCAUUAUAGAUAAUUAACCUUCAGCUCAUGUGUUAUUAUCAAAAUUGUCAUUUCCUAUGUGGCAUCACCACAAGCUCUCUCACAUCCUAUAUUUAAAAAUCCUUUGUUCACUAGACUAAUUACAAAAAUUGCCAUUGAUCAAUCAUUAGAUUAUAACUUGACAUAAUAUACUAUAAGCUUUGACUAACAAAACAAAAGAAUACGUCAACAUUUAAUGCGGAGUGCUACGGUUGCGCAAAUUAGGCAAAUAAGUUAAUGCGUAGUAAUUAUUAGUUCCCUAUAUUUAUCAAAAAUAUUGACCCAUGAUAUAUUUUCGUAAUUAUUAUUAGUAUCCUUGCCGCAUUUUAUAUUAACAAGGUUGAAGGAUUCAUAUACUUCCCUUCUACACGAAAGAUUCAUAAACCCUUAUACUCGAUGGUCCUUACGUUUUGUGAGUUUUUUCUACAUAGCGCAAUUUAUGAAGACGUUGACCAAGUCAUGUAACUAUAUUCUUAUAGUUAAAUAGAUUGAGACAAAAAUAUUGUUUUGUUUUUUACAAGUAUUCAUCAUAUAACAUUUUAUAUAUAGUUAGACAUUAUAUAUAUAUAUAUAUAUAAACACAAUUUAAGUUGCAACAAAUUAUGUCAAAAAAAAGUUGCAACAAAUUAAAUGUCGAUUUAUAAUUUGAGUUUUACAACACAAUUUAUAGUUAGAAAUAUCCAUGAACCGCAUACAGUAAAAAUAUUCCAGGGCACACAUUGCUACAAAUUAAAUGUCUAACUAUAAUGUGAUAACGAUGGUCUUAUUAAUUUCUAAAUCAUAACGAUGGUCCAUCAAAUAUACUUCAAUGGACAAUGUAUAGUUUAACCAUUUAAGAUAGAUAGAUAAAUAAAAAAUCAGUUAUAGCAUAACACUAAUGUUUAUAAUCAACAAUUAUAUAUAUAUUAGAGACAACCAAUAUUUUUCUUGUUUUUUUUUUGACUAUACACAAUACGCCUAUUUAAUAAUAACAAUGUUACAUGAUUCAUUGUUGUGUAUGAGACUCCAUUUUACUCAAUGUUAGCAAAGUUUUAUGCAAAACACAUUCCAUCAUAUAUAUUCAUAUGAGUUAAGGAAACUUUACUUUAAAAAUUUAAGAACUUCAUUUAAAAAUUUAUAGACAUCUAAGAGCCCAUAUGAAUAUUACACUCAGCUUUAUCAAAUUUGCGGUCAUGUACACAACGAUUUAGAAAUACGGUUCAGACAUGCAACUUGCCGGUUUAGACAUGCAACUGAAUGUUUCGUACUAACCGAAAAUUAGGUAAGUGAAUGUUUUAGAAAUAUGUCUAGGUUUGAAAUUCUCGAUCCUAUGAAAUUUAAACUGAUUGUAAUCAGUAAUCAAAUACAAAUUUAAUUCUGAGGUAAUAUUUAAUAAACGUGAUUGGCAGUGUUUUGAAACCCGACCCGGACCCGUGGUUGAACCGGUAAACCCCGCAAUCCAGAAAAAAUUUGGUUUGGGUUUUGUGAAAAACCCAAUAUUUAGAAACCCGCAAAAACCCAGUAAAACCCGGAACCCGGUACCGGUUGAGCCACUGGUUAAACCAAUAAAUAACUUUUACUUCUUUUUUUAAUUUUUAAUUAUGUUUUUAGAUUAUGUUUUAUAUUCUAAAUUUCUAAUUAAGAAGUUAUAUAUUGACAAAAAAAAGUUAGGUUUUUCAUUUUCAGUUUUAUAUUUGUGUUUUUUAGAUUUUAAUGAAGAUUUCACUAUGUCACUUGAAGAAAAUAAAGUGAACGAUGGUAGAGAAAACCAAAACUAGUUUAUGUGAUUUGGUGUUAGUUUAUUUCCGUUAUUGAUAAUUUAUUAUAAUGAUUUUUUACUUUUAGUUUAUUUUUGCAUUUGAAAUUUAAUUUAUUAUUCACAUUAAACAUUUAAAUAUUUAUAAAUUUUAUGUCUUGAUUUUUUUAGAUGUCAUAACUCUUACCUUGUUAAACAAAAUUAUAAAUAGUCUAAACGUUUUUUGAUAUUUUUUAUAUCAAAUGAAAAUAAAAAUAUAGAAAUUAAAGUUAAGUAUUUUCUAAAUGUUAUUAAACAUAAAAAUAUACAUAUCCAAAUUAUUAUAUUAUGUUUAUAAAAACAUUUAGAAAAUAUUAAAUUCUAGUUUCUAUAUUUUUAUUUACAUAGCUGAUAUAUUAUUAAAUAAUAAAAUUAAUUCAUUUAUUAAUCCGCGGUUCGUCCGCGGUCGACCCAGUGACCCAGCGAUCCGGUAAGUCUUCGGGUCGGGUUUAAAAACAUUGGUGAUUGGCAAGGACAAUUGUACAUGGUUGUUAAAAGGAAACUUGUAAUAAAUUUGACAUAUUUUUAAUUCAAGAUUUUGGUAACAUUUAAUUAUUAUGUGUUUCCUAAAUGAAAAUUAUUAUACAAUACCUUAAUUAUUGGUCAAUAAUAUGCUCAGCCAAUAAUUUUGAUAAAUUUUUGGUAAUAAUAGGGAGUCGAUUAUGAUUUCAAAAUUUUAUAAAUUAGGAACUGAUGUAUAUAAGGAAGUUAUAUUAUGGAUUCAGAUUGUUUAAAUAAAUUAAUAAUCUUACUUUUAUUGAUUUUUUUCUCAAUUUUGUCAUAUAAAAGGAAUUUUGAUGAUGUUUUCAAAUUUAAGGUAAGUUUUAAUAAGGGGAUUAGAGCGCAAGUUAUGUGAAAUGAAAUAGGUAGUAUUUUCUUUAAUUACGGUGAUUUGAUUUUGUGUCAUUAAUCCUACACCGGUUUGAGUUCUUAAUAUAAAUAUAUGUUGUCUACAAUGCAUAAAAUCACCACACCCUUCUUCUCGAGAUUAAUUAUGAAAACAUUCUCGCAAGCAUACUCAUGGCUGGAUUUAACUCUGUUUCCGAUUUGAAACCUUUCAAGACAAUGUAGAGAGUGAUAGUGAAUAUUGAACCCAGUGAUCCAGAAAUUGAUGCUUUCAGAAAGAGGUAUAUCAUUUUAUUUAGUGAAUUUGGUAAGUAAGUACAUAUGUUUAGUUUGGUAAACUAAUUCUUUAUUAUUUCUCUCUAUAGGAUUGAAACCAAGAGUUCUAAAGAUCCUUUUCGUAUCAUUUUAGUUUUAUCAGUUUUUUAUUUGUUUCCUUAUAAUUUGUUUCUUUCGUAUUUUAUUUUUCUAUUACUUAUGUUUCUUUUGAUAUUAUAAUGAUAAUUUUUAUUAUGAAAUCAGUAAUUCUAAUUCCUAUGUUUUGUUUUUUUAAUUCAUAAUAAAUUAUUAUAAAUUUUUGCAUACUAUUAUAUAUUUUUUCAUAAAAUAUAUCAAAUUUACACCUAAUCAACCACACAAGCAUUUAAAAAAAAAAACAAAUAAGCUUACAUUAUAUAUACAUGCACAAUUUCGUUUGAUAUGUACCAUUAGAUCUAAUAUUUGUGCAUAUAACAAGAUUUUUAAUAUGUAUAGAUUUAAAAGUAAUAACUUUAAAACCAAUCACACUAUUGAUAACCAAUCACAUGCACAAAUUCAAAUUGAUAAUAUCUUUAAAUCUAUUCACUCUGCGCAGGGCGCGAGUUAUCACUUAGUUCAUAGUAUUUUUAUAACCUUAGCAAAUUAUUUUACACAUGUUUUCUAUCUUCAUCAUUUAUUGUUGAUAGUUAAUUCUCUUGAAAACAUGUGUAAAAUAAUUUGUAAAUCAUCAAUAUGAUAUUUCGAAGAAGUACAUGAAAAAGAACAAAAGAUUUAUAUGUUUACGUUAAUAUUACAGGUCAACUUACUUUGGUUGCCAACGGUCCACCAUUUGUUUUGCAAAUCAGAAAAAGGAAACUUCCAGAACCAAACAGAAAAAAGGAAAUUAGGUCAGCAUGUCAACAUAUUAAAAAAAAAAAGGAAAUUGUGAGAAAAAAAAGGAAAACAUCAGUUACAUUAAGUAUAUAACACAUCAAUCAUCAUCAUCACUUACAAAAUACAAUCUGUUUUGCAUAAAGAAAUAUUACCUAGAGAGAAACAAUGAGAGAAAUUUUUGGUUCUAAGAAUGAAGAAGAGAUGGAACUGAUUAAGAAAGUUCUAAAAACGUGUGAGUUCAUAGCCGUGGAUACGGAGUUCCCGGGUUGUUUGAAGGAGACUCCUAUAGGCGCUACGGACGAGACUCGAUACAAGAAUUUGAAGUUCAAUGUCGAACGGACAAAACCUAUUCAACUAGGUUUCACUCUGUUUGAACGCGACGGAAGUAUCGGGGGUACGUGGGAGGUUAAUUUCAAGGAUUUUGAUGCGAGAACCGAUGCUUGUAACGAGAAGUCGAUAGAGUUUCUUAGACGCAACGGUCUCAAUUUCAAGAAAAUCAGACAAGAGGGAGUGGGGAUGGAAGAGUUUUUCAAAGAGUUCGGUCAGAUUCUCAAAGACGUGGACAACAAGUUGAAGUGGGUUUCGUUCGACGGUUCGUACGACUUAGCGUAUCUGGUUCAAGGCCUGACCGGAAGAAAACCACUGCCCGAGACUUUAGAAGCUUUUAACAAAACCGUUGAGGAAACUCUAGGGCUUACUUUUGAUGUCAAGAAGAUUGCGGUUGAUUGCAAAGGUGUGUCUGCCCGUUACGGUUUGCAGAGAAUAGCAGACGAUCUUCACAUCAAACGUGUGGGUGAUGCGCACCAUGCCGGUUCCGACAGCGAGCUCACUGCCCGAGUGUUUACUGACUUGAUAUUCAGCAUAUCGAAGGAGCAAAAGAGAGAGCUUGAAGAGGAGAAACAGAAUGAAGAGCGUGUGAGACGUGCUAUGCAUAUUAUGCACGAAUCGGAACAAAAGAGAAAGCGUGAAGAGGAGGAAGAGACUGAAGAGCGUAUGAAACGCGCUAUGCAUAUUAUGCACGAAGCUGAAGAAGCUUUUGUGAUGGAAAGACGUGGUUAUGUGACGGUACAGCCAAGAUGUGGUUACUUACCGGUACUGCAUCCACCACCAAGACCGGUUGUGUUCCAUCCUUACCCACCACAGUUUGCUGGCUACUUUGUACAGCCACAGCGACACAUUCAUCCAUUGUUUUUACAUUAAAGCAACUAUGUAUAUAUAUUAACAUCGUUCCUUAAAUACAAAUUUUAAUUUUCAUCUCAUCUAUGCAUUUUGUGUUUUCUCAAUUGCGUUAUUUCAACUUCGGAUACAACCAUACUCUUUUAAAAACCACAACUAAGAGUUGAACAACUUGGCUUGCUUUGCUGUUACAAUUGGUCUUGUCAGUGUUUGGCUUUUAUUUGGUCUGAAAUUUGGCUAGAGAUGGUCAUGUUCCUACCCUUUGACUAUUGGGUUGGGACUGUGAUAGAAGAUGGAAAAGACGAUCUUGUUGCUUAUCGUACGAACCGAAACCAUACCAAGACGAGAAGGCUAUGAACCCCAACGCCAAGGUCCUUCAAAUCCAGAGAGAAACCUCUCUUAACUUGCCUCAAAUGGAGAGACACUCCUCUAAAGAUCCCAAUUACAAGGUGAUCUAACUGUCAAGGUAAAGAAGUCUAUUUGUACUCUCUUAACGGUCUUCUCUGUUCAGGUUGCCAGCUCAGCUUCAUUCUAAGAGUCUCCUUGUGCCAGCUCAGCUUCUGUACUCAGCAGACUGUUACAUCUCUGGUAAAUAAAAGAGAGACAAGGUAAGGCCUUUUGAUGGUUUUCAUCUUUAUGUUUGGAUUUCUCUUUCAAGGUGCCCAUCGUUUGCUUGGUCAUCUAAAUAGGUGAUGGCACGAGCUACAUCUGUGCCCCACAAAUAAACAAACUCCCUUGUGACAUAUCUCUCUGCCUUCCAUAUCAAAUCCGCAUUUACUGUUUUGUAUUAUACUAUAAGUAGCUUACAUGGUUGAAAUCCAAUAAUUAAUUCUCUGCUGCCUUGUAUUUGUAGAUAACUUGUUGGACAGCAUCAAAUGGGAUGACAAAGAAUUAGCUGUGACAAUAGCACAAACGUUGACACUGUAGCGGUGUUAAUGCCAGGCUUUGCUCUCUCCACAACCAUCACUUCUCGGAAAUCCAAUUUAUAGACAAAGGGAGAGACGUCCAAUAACUUCAUCAAUGUGCUUAUGCGAUCGAGAUUCGGUUUGUCUAUCUGGAACCACCUGUUAUUAUAAUCUGACUACUAUUUAGAUUAACUACUAUUCAGUAAACUUUAUUGGUUUGUGAUUGUUCAGAUAAUAUACCUUGAAAGUUGGAACACCUGAUGGGCCUACUUGUCACACAUGCUCAAAGACUUGUUACUACACCUCAGUGUUCGAUCAACUAAACAAUGAUGAGGUGUGCUAUACUUUUUUCAUCUUUUCUGUGGCAAGAGAUGGAUUGAAAUUGAAAGGUUCGUUUGAAAGUGAAGGCCCACGCGAUAACUUUAGUAAGGCCUUCGGUCACACCCCAUUCCUUGCUCUAUAAAAUAACUUGAAACUCAAGUGUAAGAAACUCAGGUUGCUUAUCAGGUUUCCAGAAAGCAUUCAGAGCAAGUACAACAAAAGGCAAAUAGAGUGGCGGUGAAGAAACUCAGGUUGCUUAUCAGGUUGUGUUGCUUGGUCGUUGUUCAUUUAUCAUCUAACGUUGGUCAGCUAGUGUGAUUAGCUCAGAGUCUCUUUAAUUCUUCUCAAAGAAGAAGAGAUCAUACAUUAGCUUAGAAUUACAAUGUAAGCUUAGCAUAUUGUACACUCUUGUUCUUCAUACUAUUCGAUCAUUGGGAGGACGGACUCUCCCAGAAGUACCGUUUACAAAUGUUGAAUAAGGGCCGUUGAAUAAUGUAUUUGCGAUAAAUUAUUUUUGAAGUUACUCGGAAGUUAGUAACGUUCAACUUUGUCUGUCAUGGAAUUUUGUAUUGUAUCAGAUGUUCAAUCAGAUAAAAAGGAUAAUGAAUUUUUCUUUUUGAAAACCGUGGAUCCCAAAGGUUUUUUAAGCCCAAAAACUAUUUUCGCGAGACAUUGCAUCUGGAUAUGCAACUAAUCCAUCAAUAUGGUACGGUUAGAUGGUCAAGGGGAAGCAAAUCUAUGAUAGAAAUUUUGGCUAGAGCUCUUUUACCAAUAGGCUAAAGAUAAUGAAUUUAUCUUCUACUAAUCGUAUUUUCUACCAAUAAAAAUUUAGUUAACGAAGAUUUUAUUAUUGUUAAACCAGUUAUUUUAUCGGGAAAAGUGUAUUAUAAAAAACUGUGGUUAAUAAAGAUGAUUUGAUUCUAAACCACUCGGUUUAUCAUGAAAGGUUCCCAUAAAAAGAUGUGAUCAACCAAAAUUAAUGUUGGAAACCAACUAGUUGGUCCCAGACGUAUUUUAUAUUAAAAAUGAUUAACCAACAUUAAUAAUUGUAAACAAGUAGGUAAACAAAAUUAUAAAUCAUAAACCAAUUGGUUAAUCUGUAAAUAGUUCCUGUUCAAUUAUAAAUAUAUAGUGAUAGCUCUGGAAAAAAUAAAUUUUUGUUUUUUAAAAAACUAUUAUUAUUUGUGUUGCGAAAUGGAAAUAUGAAAUUUCUAAAACAAAAAUAUGAAAUUAUGUCAACAAGUCAACACAUUUUUAAAAAGAAAUUGUCGAAUAAAAGAAACUCUAAAGAUCAUUGAUAUGUCGCUAAUGUCUAAUAUAAUAGUAACCAAUAUUAUUAAUCGUAAACCAAAAUGUUAAUCCGAAAAUAGGUUCGGUUCAAUUAAAAAAUAUAUAUUGAUACGUUCCGAAAGAAUCACUAUUUUUUUGAAAAAUAAUUAUUAUUUUGCUUUGAGAAAUGGAAAAAUAAACAAAAGAGAAAUUAAGGCAACAAGUCAAUGAGUUUAUAAAGUUGUCAAGAAAAGUAAAACUUAAAUUUGGGUGAUACAUUACUAACAUAACGUCUAUAAAAAUAAUAAUAAUCAUCAUCUGACUUCACCUCGUACACUUUCUUCUUGCUAACGAAAUUUAAGAGAGAAAGCAGAUGUCAUACACCAAAUACAAAGAAAUCUUCUUCGCUAAUAAGGUAGAAGAGAUGAAUUAGAUCAAAAAAGUAUUAAAGAAAAGAUGAUCUCUAUUAUAAAAGUGUUAAAAAUGUGGUCAACCAACAUUAAUAGUUGUAAGAAAUUAGGUAACCAGAAUUAUUUAAUCGUAAAUGAAUAUGUAAAUCUGAAAAUAUAUUCGGUUCAAAUUUAACUAUUAAAAUAGAAGUCAUAAUUUUUUCUCAUGUGUACUUUUUUUUAUUUAGAUAAUUUAUUAAAAUUUAUUAAAUAUUUAUUUUCUUACCUAGUCAUAUCCAAAAAAUAAAUUGAUUGAUCAUGUAAAUUAUACGCAAAUGUAUAAUAAUCCCAUUGUAUCAUAUCCAUAAUCGUGAUGUUCGAAGUUAUGAACAAUUGUUGUACACUUAAAUAUUCUGUUUUUACCCUUGUUCGAAAACGCGGCAUCGGCGGCCGAUUACUCGCCGGAUAAACGUGACGCAGAGGCAAACCGUGGCGAAUUGACCUUAUACGGUCAGUUACUCGGGAAAAAAAAAGAAAAUGUCACUAUUUUGUAGUUUUUCAUUCGAAAUCACUUUUUAGGUUAUAGAUCUAUUAUAUGUAGGUGUGGAUCCGUAAGAUUAUCAAGCAAAACUGUGAGAUAGUGAAAAAAAAACGGCCGUAAAAAAUCUCAGGUUCAACAGGUUGACGAUGAGGAUAUUUCUGUAAUUUUGAAGUUCAUUAAACCUAACACAAACCUUGCCUCGAACCUGCGACAUGUGCCACAUUUAGAAAGGAACUAACCAAUAGACCAAGCAUCUACAUCGUAAGAGUUGGACAAAGUUAGUAUAUAACCCCUAGAAGUAUAUAAAUGCCCUAAAACUAAUCUCCGCUUAAUCUUCGAUUAAUCCCCGAUUUUUUUUAUAAAUCGCUAGGCCCAACCCAAGCGCACGGAUAGCGCCUAGUGAGUUUCCGAAUAGGGGUUUUUACAUAUGAUAAUUUUAUGUUCUCUACAUUUACUUGGAAAAUUGAUUUUAUAGGAUAGAUAUGAAAAAAAAAAACAAUUAGCGAGGUUGUAAUGAUAUUCAGUUUAAUUAUUGAUCAAGUUUAUUUUUUAGUCUUAGUAGCAUAUAAGUUUGUUAAUAAAUUUACUAAAUAGAAUAAACUGAAUAUCAACUGCAGUUUAUGUUUCCUCAGUUAAGGUAUCCCAACUUCGAAUACAAAGUGGAACACCAUAAACUCUUCUUCGAGUUGUUCUCAAAAAGAUGUUUUUAUUAAGAGACUAUUCACAACUGAUCGACUCAACACUCUCUCUAUACACAAUAUCAAGUUCUCUCACAUAUUUUAAAUAGGCUACAUAUAAAACACAAGGACUGGAACUUCAUAUAGAUGACAUAGAUAUUAGUUGUCUCAGUCUCAGCAUAACAGUUAUAGCUGGGAGUUAAUGAAGUUCAAAAACUUCUUUUCAAAGUUUCUAUCUCUGUGAGACGAUUGGUAAGAUGGUUGGACAAUGAACAUAAUUCAUUCGGAGAUUCUAAGAUUGUGUUAAAAAGCCAGAAUCCUUCAACUCGUAUGUUAUGUCAGCCUUCAUCUAUAGUGAUUUUAUGGAUAUAUCAACGAACAUGUGCUGAAAAAGUAAAUAAUCUAAGUAGCGUAUUAGAAGGAAAAUUUUAACAGAGCUAGGAAACAAUGGUUUACAAUCAACAUUGUCAAGUAGAGGAUAUGAAUAUUAAUCAAUUAUAUACGGGUAAAUUUUAGAAAAUACUUUCAAAUAUUCUAACCUUAAAUUUGCAGUAAAAAGUGAUGCUCAUUACCUCCUUAUAUGAAAAAAAUAUACAAAGAAAAGGUGAAUAUUAUAAAUAAAGCACCUGCAUAUUAGCUCCACUCAAUGAGAGAGAAAGGUUAAAUUGUCUCUCAGAUUUUACUUGUGAAUAAGAUUGGUUAAAAUUAUCACUAGUGCAGACAUGAAGAGUCAUAGUAGUGAGCGAAGUCAUAGGGGAUAAUUCAAUUGGCCAUGAGACCUGCUUUGCAUAGCUCACAACAACCAAAAACAACAGAUAACACAUAAAAGCAGUAGAUAGUGAACAGUCAAGAGUUAAAAGCAAACCUACCAGAUGAUAAGCAACACUGUCAGAAAAAUAUUAUUUCUUCUUGAUCAAGGUACAAUAAGAGUUUUACUUAUAAAAGAGAAAGAAUGACGUGCUCUGGUUUUUGUAUGGAAAAACAAUGUAUUACAGAAAAACUUAUUUUUAUUGAAUAUAAAAAACGAAUUGUAUUACACUUGAUGAUGUUUUUAUGAGAAAGACUAGAUCUCUAUUUAUAGAAGGUGAACUAGUGUGUUGAGAAAACACAACUCUUAAUGAAAGUUCAUGACUCUUUGUGUAAUAACUAACUUUUGUAAAUAUAAAUAUAAAUAUAAAUAUAAAUAUAAAUAUGAUGAGAUUUAAUUAUAUUUCAACGCUUCUCCUUAAUCAUAUCUCGACUUCACUCCAAGCUUGUCUUGGAACUCUUUAUCUUUACGGCUUCCUCACUUCUUUGAGGUUCUUCACUCAUCGUUUGAGAAACUUCACGUGCUUGUUUAUCUUGAAACUCGGUUUCGUUUGAUGGAAAAAAAAUCUUCUUUACUUCUUUCUUUUCCCAAUCCCUUCUCUUUUCUUCAUGUGCAAGUAAUGCAUUAGCUUCCGAUUUAAUCUAUCUAAAUAGAAAAAUUAAUCUUUUGCUUCAUCUUGAUAUUCAACAUCAUUCUUCCUUGAGGAUCAUCUAUGAAACAUCGAUUGGCUUUACACAACAUACCCAUUUGGUACCAUUUGUGAAACAUUUAACAUAUUCCUUGCUAAGUUCGGCACUAGAAACACCUCUUUGAUGACCUUCUCUCCUUGGCUUGAUGACAUUACUUGGAUAAUCCAUUUCCCUGCGUGAUUACGUACUCGUUGACCAUUCCCCAAUUUGAUUGGUAAUUUUAUACUCUUAUCAAGAGUGAUGAAGUAUGAUACUUCUUUGGUCAUGUGGUUAGUACAUCCGCUGUCAAGUAACCAUGCUUCAUCAUCAACUGUUGAUGAUGUUUCUUCUUCAACUACACUAAACAACAUGUGACUUUCAUCUUCUGAGUCAUCUUUUGUUUCUUCAAUACUUAGAUCCGCACUUUCGGUCUUUCUAAGUUUGCAGUUCUUUGCUAGAUGUCCCGGUUUGUGUUGGUUUGUUACACACAAAACACCUUCUCUCAUUAUUUACAAUCUUUUGUGAAAAGGCUCCUUGGCUCUUCAUUUUCUUCAACCAACAUUGACUUUCAUUGUGAUUGCUUUGUUUGCAAACACCAUACCAUUUAUCGGUCUGCAUGUGAUGAUUAUCUUCACUUUUUUUUUCUUCCUUUUGAAACAAACUUUUCCCCGUAGAACGCUCCUUCCGUUGAUCGUUUUUCUCGCAAUUCUUCACGCUUCUCAUGUGCUUUCAAUGUACCUAUUAGCUCUAUAACUGAUAUUACAGUUAGAUCUUUAGUUUGUUCGAGUACAGCCAAAAUACUACCGAACCUCUCUGGAAGUGAAAUAAGAAUCUUUUGCACUAUCUGAUAAUCUGACUUCUCUUCUCCAUGAAUUCGAAGUUGAUUUCCCAUAUUAAUUAAUUUCGUACUGAAAGUAUUGAUGAUGUCACUUUCACUCAUCUUCAAAUUCUCAUACUCUCUUCUAAGAAAUUGAAGAUUAAUCAUUUUCACUUGACAACUCCCUUGGAAAAAUAACAUCGGAAACUGCUGUUUGAGUAUUUGCAUUGCCAUCAUAUCUUUCAUAACUUGAUCAUCUCUCUCUCUGGUUAAUGCUGGUGUGUUUUCAGAAGACGAACUCAAUGUAUCUCUAUUUUCUAUAAAAUCCCAAAGCUUUCUCGUCUUCAGGAUCGUCUUCAUUUUGAUCUUCUAAAAACUAUAUAUAUGCUUCUCCAUUGAAGAUCGGAAUCAUUUGAUGUUUUGUCCCCAUAUCUCUAUCACCAAUUUGUUCUCUAAUAUCAUAAUUUCUGAUUAUCAAUAUCACGAUUUUUGAAUAUCAAUAUCAAGCUUCUUUAUCCUCUCAACAGUAAAGCAUGUUAGAAAAAUAUUGUUUCUUCUUGAUCAA